CUCAAAAGUACUUAUUGUUCCGCUCUUAAAUUUAAAAUCAAAUUUAAUAAAAACUUACCCAAUAGCAAACUAAUCAGCUCACAGUACCCAUUGUUAUGAACAUUCAACAGCACACAACAAUUCACUCAUAACGCAUAUGCAAGAAAUUAACUCACACUGAACAUGGAUACGGACGCCUGAAACCAAGCAAAACUUGAAAAAAAGCUGCUUGAAAGUUGAAAUUCGCCUCGCACAACGAAAGUUAAGACCAGCCACAGCUCAGCCGCCAUGGCCAUGCGCCUAGCUAAAUGCACUCUUUUUUCCGCGCGUAUUUCAACAGUUGGUUCCAAAUUAGCCAUUGCCGAUAUUCAUGCUCUCCUCUUGACUAGAUCCUUAUCAAACAACCCAGAUGUUGUUAAGACACCUGAUGAUAAUGAAGAAUUUCAGAAAUGGUGCAAUGGGGGAGGCAAAUUUCAUAAAUCUGCUUUUAUCGACCCAACUGCUCGAAUAGAGAUUGGUGCUCUUGUUCAUUCAGAUUCUGUUAUUGGUGCAAAUGUGUCAAUCGGGUCCGGAAGCAUUAUUGGACCUGCUGUUGCAAUUGGUCAAUCCACAAGAAUGGGUUACAAUGUUGUGCUCAGUAAUUGCACAAUUGGUGAUUCUUGCAUUGUUCAUCACGGGGUCUGCAUUGGUCAAGAUGGUUUUGGAUUUUUCAUUGAUGAACAAGGGCUCAUGGUUAAGAAGCCUCAGACAUUAAAAGCAAGAAUUGGCAACCAUGUGGAAAUAGGUGCCAACACAUGUAUUGACAGGGGCAGUUGGCGAGAUACAAUAAUUGGGGAUCAUACCAAGAUUGACAAUUUGGUACAGAUAGGUCACAAUGUGGAGAUAGGGAAAAGUUGCAUGUUAUGCGGACAGGUUGGGAUUGCGGGUUCAGUAACAAUAGGUGAUUAUGUGACGUUAGGAGGCAGAGUCUCGAUUCGUGAUCAUGUCUGCAUAGCAUCAAAGGUGAGAUUAGCUGCUAACAGCUGUGUCACGAAGAGCAUCAGUGAACCAGGGGAUUAUGGAGGUUUUCCGGCUAUUCCUAUUCACGACUGGCGAAAGCAAGUCAAGAAGAUGAAGGAUUUGCUUCAGGCCUACCAAUUGGCAUUGAACAAUACAAUUGUGAAAGCAAAAAGUCACACUGUCAGUUUCAAUAGAGAGCAAGUGCCUCUCUGCAUAUUUUCUUCCUGGAAAAGUCCCAUUAAAACCGAUACUCGCCUUAUUGAAUUGCUCUUCAUGCACAACCCGACGUGCCUUUGUCUUCCAUUUGAUAAUCUUAAACCGAACAUUAGUUUUGACCCGAACCACAAACUCCAGAUCUCCACCAUUAUCAAUUCCUUUCCAAAAUUCUCGACCCGAACGAACCACAAUCUCAUACACCGUGUAAUUCUUGUAACCCUGAUAAAAACCCGGAGUCGAGUUCCUUCCCAUAAAAACCCUACUUUUCCCAUACAAUUCCAAGCUGAUGGGAUCAUAGUAAAUCCCCAUACGCUUGUUUGGAUUAAAGAUUCUUAGUUCAAAUGUUACACUGCUGUUCGGAACUCGAACCGUUGCAUUGUGGUGAGACAAGCGAUUGUCGUGAUCGGAAGCAUGUAAUCGAGCGGCCGAGAUUUCGAAAUUCGGGUUUUUUGGGGUUAGGCUAAGCCAUGCAACCACACCAGCCAAACAGAGGACAGUGAACACACAGAAGAACCAAAAGUAGAGGCCUUGUUCAGAUUUGCUAUUUUUCUUGGUAGCCAUUUUAGUAUGAGAAAUGAAACUGUUGAGAAGGAUAGUUUUGUGUACUAGGGUUGUAGAAUGUGAAGGGUUUUGUUUUAUAUGAAUGGAAGUUAGAAAGGUGACCGUGACUUUAUUAUAAUGUAAUAAUAAUGAGGUAAAUUCAACCAAAUAUAUGUGUAUUAACGAGGAUUNA
Messenger RNA from Striga asiatica, 1927 nucleotides. The record is from the annotation of a GenBank genome assembly. Lineage: Eukaryota; Viridiplantae; Streptophyta; Magnoliopsida; Lamiales; Orobanchaceae.